AUGAAUAGAUCAAAUAUCGCACGAAAUUGGGAGCUACGAAAUAUUGGAAGACGUGAAACUGCACGUGGCGCUAUUAACUUUUUUAAUAGUAAAGAUGAUAGAAAUGCUUCUUCAGCUAUGGAUAAUUCUGAUAAUUUAAAAACAAAUGUUCGUAAUAAAUCUGUCUCGUCGUCACAAGAGGAUAAUGUUGCCGUUGAUGCCACCCGAAAGAUUAGUGAAAGCAGGAAGAAUUCUAGCACUUCGGAUAGCAACGACGAGCCAAAUUUACACGUAAUUAGCAGAAGCGCACGUGACACAAUCAAAAUGUUCAACAAUAUUGCUAAUAAAACGAAGGAAAAACUCGACAAGAAUCCAUUUUCAUCAACAUAUGCUGUACCAAAGUAUGAUACAAGUGCGCAAGAUUACGGUCGACCAACGCAUGGAUCUAAAACGGAAGCACGUGGUAUUAAAGCCGGAGAUUAUGUAAUGCGUGAGGUGUUAUUUUUAUGUGAAGUGAUAAAUACGCAUGCAGAAGGUGAACCACCAAAUCGAAUCAUCCGAUUUGGUCCAUUAUUUUACAUCUAUGCGCAUUAUUCCGAUAAAUUGGUUGGAAUGUUGAUUCGAGCUCGAAAAUAUAAACUAGUCGAUUUUGAGGGUGAAAUGUUAUAUCAACGGCAAGAUGAUGAUAAAAUCAUACGUUUACUGAAACCAAUCGAAGAAAUACGAAAACUUGAACCUUCAGGUUUGCCAGGUACGUCAAAAAGCGAAUUUUUACAAGGAGAAUAUGGUAAAUUAGUCAUACCAGCUGCUGCUAAUGAUUAUAUGGAUGCUGUUGUUGCAUAUGUUGAAUCUUGGACUACAAUUUAUGUACAAUUACCAAAUGCUUACCGUACAAUAGCAAAAAUGCACAAAGAACUACAAGAAAUAUAUCGUACCACCAAAUCAUUCUCAAAUCCUAUCUCAGGUUCAUCCGGCAUUAUGAAAUAUGACUUACAGAAUGAAUGCUACCGUAUACUUAUUAUCAAACGUGUCGAUCCAACUGUAAUACGUGUACGAUUUGUCGAUUUCGGUUAUACGGAUGUUGCAACAAAACAACAAAUUCAUCCAAUAUCAAAAAGCUUAACCAAUUUACCUGCACAAGCAUUUCCGAUACGAAUAGAAUUGAAAGAUGGCAUAGCAGGUUCAAUGUCGCUUAAUGCUUUUCGAAAAUAUUUAACAAAUGCGCAAGUUAUCAUUCAAUUAGGUAAUAAAAUUGUAAAUGAUUCCUUCAUGGGAAUUAUAUAUUUAACUGAUGAAAACAACAAAUGGUAUUCAAUGAAUGAAGCAGUCGAAUCAAAAAUUUCCAUCAAAAAAUUGAUGAUAAAUCACAAUGAUAACACAAGUAAGGAAGUUAUUGCUCAUAUCAACGAUUUUAACGAAGAGCCAGUAAUGAUGGUACUAAAGCCGGCCGGAAAAAUUAAUGUGGAAGAUAAGGAAACAGAAUUGAGCAGUUUACGAAGAAAAUUUGAGAAAAAAGGGAAAAUUUUUCGAAAUUUCGCUUAUGGUUCUCCUGAAAAUAGCGGCUACAGUAAUGGUAAACUAAUUUAA
This is a messenger RNA of Acanthocheilonema viteae, 1566 nucleotides long. The record is from the annotation of a GenBank genome assembly. NCBI's taxonomy places the organism in Eukaryota, Metazoa, Nematoda, Chromadorea, Rhabditida, Onchocercidae.